AUGGCAGCAGCGAAAGGUGUUGGAUCAGUAUUCAUUUGGGUGAAUGUUCGGCUACGUAAUAAAAGCUCGGUAUGUUUGCAGUUAUCAGCAAAGGUCGACACAGGUGCCGAUGCGCUUGUGAUUAGCAAUAAACAGUGUGCUGAUUUGAAACUGGUGUGCGUAGGUGAAGGAGCGUAUCACGAUAUUGGGUUGACCUUCAAAGUGUAUGAAGGAGCUGAAAUCGAAUACAUGGGGAGAUCGGCUGAAAUUGUUGUUCAUGGUGUGGUGGAUUUAGAGAAACCCUUAUUAGGCAUGUCAGCCAUUUGUGCUUUGCAAGUUUCUAUUGAUAUAGUUGGCCAGAAUUUAAUCCUAUUGACACCAUAUCUCAGUGUGGAAUUACUACAAGAAACAGGCGGUGGAUUUUUUUCAUGCGAACACAUCUCCGGCAUUCAAACAUUAUCCUCAAAUUUUGGUCGAUACCGGAGCUACCACAUUGAUUAUGAGUGA
Messenger RNA from Didymodactylos carnosus, 486 nucleotides. The record is from the annotation of a GenBank genome assembly. NCBI's taxonomy places the organism in Eukaryota, Metazoa, Rotifera, Eurotatoria, Philodinida, Philodinidae.